ACUAAAAUAAUUUGACAUAUCAUUGAAUCACAUCAUUUCUUUAUUGCUGAUUGCUCGCUAAUAUAAUGAUCUGGUUUCUCACCAUCGUCUUCAUCAUCUGUUCUCAUGCUUCAACCUCAACUUCAGCAAAUUCAGCAGGGAGAGUGGAGUAUCUUCCAGGCUUCCAAGGACCCCUCCCUUUUUAUCUUGAAACUGGUUAUGUGGGUGUGGAUGAACAUGAAGACGUGCAGCUUUUUUACUACUUCAUUCGGUCCGAGUCAAAUCCCAAGCAUGAUCCUGUGAUGCUGUGGAUUACCGGCGGCCCGGGUUGUUCAUCCAUCUCCGGCCUGUUAUAUGAGAUUGGUCCCAUUCAAUUUGAGGCCAUGCACUAUAAUGGAAGCUUGCCCACCUUGAUUUUGACACCCAAUUCCUGGACCAAGAUGGCAAGCAUUAUUUUCCUAGAUAUUCCGGUUGGUACUGGUUUUUCGUAUGCAAGAACCACACGCGCCUCGCAUUCCACCGACAUCCAAUUGUGUGACCAUGCCUAUGAAUUUAUGAGAAAGUGGUUUGAAAGUCACCCGGAGUUCGUUUCUAAUCCGUUCUAUGUCGCAGGAGAUUCCUAUUCUGGAAACCCUGUCCCAAUAAUCACACAACUAAUAUCAGAUGGAAAUGAAGCUGGAAAACUGCCUUACAUUAAUCUAAAGGGAUAUGUUCUUGGCAACCCUGUGACAUUUCCAGAAGAAAGUAAUUACAAAAUUCGGUUUGCUAAUGGUAUGGGACUUAUAUCAGAUGAACUCUAUAAGUCAUUGUUCCACACGUGUCAUGGAGAGUAUCGAUCAGAGUAUAUAAGUGCGAGCAACAUAGGAUGCCAUCAAAAUCUUGAGUUUUACCAAGAGUGCAUAGAUGGGAUCCAAGAACCACAUGUUUUGGAACCUUAUUGUGGUGAUCCAAUGCAGCUUAUUAAAGCACCCACACAUAAGCAGCUUAACGAGCACCAUCCUCUUUCUUCUUCUAACUGUCGUGUUUAUAGAACUAAGCUGGUUUACUACUGGAUUCUUGAAGCCAGUGUUAGAGAAGCGUUGCAUACUCGCGAGGGAACCAUAAGAGAAUGGAUAAGAUGCUCCGAUUUGAACUUCACAAGAACAGUUUAUGAUAUUAGACCAUACCAUCAAAACCUCAGUAAGAAAGGUUACCGCUCUCUUAUAUACAGCGGUGAUCAUGAUAUGGUCAUUCCUCACCAGUCAACUCAAGCAUGGAUAAGAGAUCUAAACUACUCAGUCAUCGAUCAAUGGCGAUCAUGGAAGCUUAAUGGUCAAAUUGCUGGGUAUACAGAGAGAUAUUCGAAUAUGAUGACGUAUGCCACCGUGAAGGGCGGUGGGCACACAGCUCCUGAGUACAAGCCUGAAGAAUGUGUUGCUAUGUUCAAGAGGUGGAUAUCUAACCAACCAUUAUAAGUUAGAACCAUCAUUGCAUUUUAUCAUGUCGAAAUGAUUCAAUUGUCGGCAACCUAUGCAGCUCUUGUUUGUUCUAUGACAUGAACAUAGAUUUUUGUUUUGAACGCAAGUUUCUUUUAUUCCCUGUUGUCUGUGGGACUUAAACCCAAGACCCCCCCCCCCUUCCCAAAGUGUUUAAAGGUUUUGUCUUUACUAAUGAACCACCACCCCAAAGUGUUCUAUGUUGAUCUAUUUGUGAAAUUUGUCAGGGUUGGAAGAUUAAACUUAGCACCUAAUAACUUAUAUUAGUUCUAAAGCUUUUGUAUUAUUUGUGACUUAUUUAAUGGAGAAUGGAGAAUCAGACUUUGUGAUGA
This is a messenger RNA of Helianthus annuus (common sunflower), 1786 nucleotides long. Its product is annotated as serine carboxypeptidase-like 13. The coding region runs from base 66 to 1433 and encodes 455 amino acids. Gene Ontology annotation, molecular function: serine-type carboxypeptidase activity; acyltransferase activity, transferring groups other than amino-acyl groups. The transcript has 14 exons. Lineage: Eukaryota; Viridiplantae; Streptophyta; Magnoliopsida; Asterales; Asteraceae. The record is from RefSeq and is a predicted model, not a curated record. Gene Ontology annotation, biological process: proteolysis; secondary metabolic process.